Messenger RNA from Dacryopinax primogenitus, 1149 nucleotides. RefSeq lists its product as uncharacterized. The record is from RefSeq and is a predicted model, not a curated record. Lineage: Eukaryota; Fungi; Basidiomycota; Dacrymycetes; Dacrymycetales; Dacrymycetaceae. The transcript has 2 exons. The coding region runs from base 1 to 966 and encodes 321 amino acids.
AUGUCUUCCUCAGAGGACGAUGACGAUCAUCAUUCCACCCAUUCAGAAACUUCUCUACCCAACACCGCCUCCGCCCGACCUCCGCUUCAGACUGUCUCGUCCUCUCUCCCCACUGGCACAUCUUCCGUACAGGUUUCCCAGAAUGUCCCCACAUUACCGCCCACCAGUCUGCCGCCAAUGGAUGCAAUCAGCCUCAAGUUUUCUCAAGUACAUGAUGGGAUCUUUUCUCUCGCUCGCUCAAUCGAGGCUGAUGGCGACCGUUCCAUAGCAACAUGGCCAGACCUGUUGUCCAAAUACAAUUUUCUCGUCUCACAGUCUCACAUUCUUUCUCAAACCCUUUCAAACUCAGCGUCGCUGGCAGAAGAGCAUUCUGCAGACCCUCGCACGCGACGACCGCCCCUAUCCACUUUGCCUCGCCUUGUGCUGCACCCAAUCUCUCCAACACAGGAUGAUCCAUCCAUGGAUUUCCGUGCCGCUGCUCUCAUCCGGACGGCGCUUAUUCCGGACAUGUCGGAAAGACAAGCGAGCUUGCUGAAAGGGUUUGGUCACAUCGACGCUGAUCACAAUGAGGUUGUCGCUGUGAAUGAGUUGAGUCUCCUCAUCAAGUCGCAUGACGGCCGAGUAUCCCGGAUUCUUGACCAAAUGAAUGCUUUCCGAGAGCAAUACGACUGGACGGCACGUGUAUCCGUCGCACCACCAGAGGAUGCAGCUCACUCUCCCAUUAUCAAUGUGUCGGCGACGUCUCCGGUGGCAAUGCCUGCAGGUCCUGGGGUAGCUGGCGAUGGCAUAGAGGACCAUGGUUCUGAUACUGGUGAAGAAGGCGUCGCCAGUGAUCCAGGAACCGGGAGUACCAACACGAGCGAUGAGGCAUUUUUGCUGGAGGCAGAACUGGAGGACGGUGGCGAAGGUGUAGGUGCAACGCCCAGUGGAGUUCCAAGCGUGACCAGUGAAACCAGUAGACCGUAAGCGGCCGAGUACAGGAUAUCCACCUUGCCAGCGCCCACAGAGUUUCGGGAUAUGACGCCGUUCUUUGCGAACCAGCAAUAGUCAGCGGGACUGUCGUCUUCUAGAGGUUCACUACUGAAAACAUACACAUAGAGUGCGCAAACCUCGGUGGUAGUGUAGUUCUCCAAAUAUACCUUAUUCGGC